Messenger RNA from Closterium sp. NIES-67, 1151 nucleotides. The record is from the annotation of a GenBank genome assembly. Lineage: Eukaryota; Viridiplantae; Streptophyta; Zygnematophyceae; Desmidiales; Closteriaceae.
UCUUCAGAACAGCACAGCACAAUUUAGGCCAGUAUUUGCUAUUAGUCUGUCAGCGUUCUCUAGCCGCCGCUAUCGCCGUCUCCGUUGGUCCUGCCUGCCUUCUUCCGCGGCUGCCCCCCACUCAACCGAGAUCGAUUCGGAGAGCCACACUUCAUAGCUCGAAGGCAGGCGAACAGGCGAGAUUGACGAUCGGGUAACGGGGAAGAUUCGCUUAUGGCGUUCGCACAGAACCCGCUGUCGCUAGCUUUUCCGCCGGAACAGGUCCACGCGUUACUCCAGGAGCAGGCGUUUCGACGAGAGCACGGGAACGGCGUCGAUUCGCUAGAUCCAACGGACGACGUUAGCCGAUGGAGAGGAGGUCGAGAAGGGUCGUCCGGUGCUGGAAACGCGCCUCCUUAUAACGGAUCUCGGCGAUCCGCUACAGCAGCGCCAUCCAGUCGUAUAUCGAUGCUAACUGUAGAGGAUCUUAAGAAACCGCCUCUAUCGUGGACAGAUUUGUUCUUCGGCUGGGGACAAAUACGGUCAGCGUAUUCUUUUCCGGGCAGCUGGCGGGAAAUGGGAAGACGCGUGGACUCUAAUUUCGUGGAGUUUCUGGGGAACUACCUCCGGGUCCUCCUUUUCUUCCUAGUCUGCGUCAUGUACAAGCGGCCAGUGGCGUGCGCGGGGUUGGUAGCCAUGGUCCGGCUAUGGCACGAGCUCAGGAAAUGCAACGUGGCGCUUCGAGUGCACAAGGACAGCUGGCGCCUGCAUGCAGGCCGGUUCCUCUUGCAACUAAUGCUGUGGGUGGUGGCGUUCUGUUUCAGAGUCGUUCCAGCUCUCACCCUCGCUCUCAGCCUUGCCUUAUUUGUCAUUCUGGCUCACAGCUCGCUUCGCCAUCCGCCACCCAUGCAGCCUCAGCAACCCCCCAGCCGCAGUGGCAGCAUCAGGCAGCAGCGAGGGAGAUGAUAGCAGAGAGCAGAGAGCAGAGAGCAGAGAUGGCAUAGAUAGCAGAGAGAGCAGAGAGAGUAGAGAUUGCAGGGAGCAGAGAGAGCAGGAACUGCAUGUCAUUGGAAUUUAUUGCAUUGAAAAUUGAUGCAGUGUGUUGUGUAGCUGUUCUACUGGUAUGCCUGGAGCUGACGAGGUGAAAAAUGGAAUUAAAUGCAGAAUUGUGA